UUAAUAUGAACAAGCACUUGGCGCUCUUAUUGAAAUUCCUUUGUUAUGAUAUCAAGGAAAUUGCAAAGUCAAAACAAAGACGUUUUGUUGUUAAAAACAACGAAAUAUUUUCUCUUAUUUUACUAAUCCUUCUAUUUGUAUGGUCAAAGCAAUAGAGACAAAAUGACGCGAAUUAUACAUAAUCGAAGUAAACAAAAAUCAUUUAAUGCAAACCCAGUAGGAAAUAGAAUUGGAAAUAGUAUUCUCACAGUUUACAAAUAUAUCUACAUAAAUAGAAUACAAAAAUCAACAAAUUUUAAAUGUUUUACUUGUGAAAGAAUGUUUUUAUUACAAAAACUGGGUUUUAGUACGGAUGUUUGUCUGAUAUUUUAAAAUAUAAAACUUUACAAUAAAUAUUUUAUGCUGAUAUAUUUUUCUCGAACAAAAAUUUUAAACAAUUUUAUGCCUGAAUCGAGGAAUUUUCAACUGCUUAAUCAAUGUGAUAUAAUUACUAUUGUAGCAAAAUCUAUUAUGGAUUGUGGACUUAUAAGUCUCUUCGAUUCCGAUGAGGGAUGUAACGAAGCAGACAAAUACAAUAACAACCGUCCAGUUCGUGGCAAUGGAUCAUCAAAGAUUCGGAAAACUUCUGUAAAAGUAAAAGGUGGCACACAUAAAAGAGCCAGUGAAAGCGGAAGCAGUAGUAGCAGUGAAGGAGAAAUAGAUUUGCAAAAUAAUAAAAUUAUUAUAGAUUUUGAUCAGGGCAUUUUACCACCCGAACCACAAUUGGGAAAUAUUGAGUACAAACUGAAAUUAAUUAGUCCAUCAAAGCAUCGCUUCGAACAUCUUGUAACUCAAAUGAAAUGGAGACUGCGCGAAGGAAAUGGUGAAGCUGUUUACGAAAUCGGUGUAUCUGACUCAGGCCACUUACAUGGGCUUAAUGAAAAAGACAUGAGUGCCUCCUUGGCCACACUUAAGCAAAUGGCGCAAAAAUUAGGGGCUAGUACCUCAGUUUUACGACGAAAAUAUAUAGCAACACGACGAUCCGUUGCCGAAGUUUUAGUUCGUAAAAUACCUGAUGAUCAACAUAAUAUAGAAAUUCGUGUUGCUGUACUAGGGGGCGCGGAGGCAGGGAAAUCCACACUACUAGGUGUGCUUACGCAAGGUGAAUUCGACAAUGGCCGUGGUUUGGCACGACUUAUUAUGUUUAGACAUAUGCACGAAAUACAAUCGGGUCGAACUUCAAGUAUUUCACACGAAACUCUUGGCUUCGAUUCGCAGGGCACAAUCAUAAACUACAAAUAUAAUGAAUUGACGACUGCCGAGGAGAUUAGCGACCGCUCCACAAAACUGGUAACGUUUCUAGACUUGGCUGGUCAUAGACGCUACAUGCGAACAACAGUGCAGGCACUGUUGGGCUACUCUCCGCACUAUGCCAUGUUAGUAGUGUCAGCAGGCAGCGGUUGUACUGGUACUAGUAAGGAGCAUCUGUCUAUUGUUCGAGCCUUGGAUAUGCCCUUCUUCAUCGUGGUUACCAAGACCGAUAUAACCAGUCCGGAACAAACAGUACAAGAAUUAAGGCAAGUUCUUACAUCAGCAGGAUGUCGGAAGUUGCCAUUUAUUGUCACAAAUGUCGAUGAGGCUAUCUCAGCAGCAUCUAAUCAAGUUACCGAAAAUAUUGUUCCCAUUUUUUGUGUUUCAAACGUGACAGGAGCAGGACUUAGUCUCGUUACAAAGUUUCUCUACGUUCUAUCACCCAGCAUUAGUAAUCUGGAAAAAGAACGUCUAGAACAGGAACCAAGUGAGUUUCAUAUUGAUGAGAUUUUUCGAGUAACCGAAGUUGGUCCAGUAGUUGGCGGUUUACUCGUAAAAGGAGUACUAACGGAAAACAUGCAAAUGAAAAUUGGACCUUUACAUGACGGUAGCUUUCAUACUGUUAAUGUGCACACAAUUCAUCGGAACAAAGCUCCAUGUAGAAUGGUACGAGCGGGGCAAAGUGCCUCUUUAUCAUUUAUCCCAAACCAGACGCUGCCACCACUUAGAAGUGGAAUGACGUUGUUAGGCGAUACUGGCGAUCCUGAAGAGGAACCAUACGGUACACUCCUUUUUCAAGCGGAAGUGUCUGUUCUCUUUCACGCUACAGCAAUUUACGUAGGCUUUCAGACAACUAUACACAUAGGCAGCAUACGGCAAACUGCAAUUAUUCGAGCAAUAGAGGAGCGUGAAAAAAUGGGUACCAAUGAUAGUGCUUUGGUUUUGUUUGAAUUUGUUGGGCAUCCUGAGUAUGUUCGACCGGGCGUACGGAUGUUAUUUCGUGAAGGGACAAGUAAGGGCAUCGGUGUAGUUACAAAAGUUUUCCCUCUCAACAAAUCAGCCGGAUAGAUUUAUUUCAAAAUUAAACUGAAACUUGACUUGAGAAGUAGUAAGGUAUUAUAAAUGUUACAUUUACCUAUACCUCAAUCACUAUUAUAUAAUUACAUUUUUAUAAUCUGCACAUAAUUGAAUGUGGAUUAAAUUUUUACGAAAAUACUUCAAACAAG
This is a messenger RNA of Bactrocera dorsalis (oriental fruit fly), 2516 nucleotides long. Its product is annotated as GTP-binding protein 2. The coding region runs from base 400 to 2358 and encodes 652 amino acids. Gene Ontology annotation, molecular function: GTPase activity; translation elongation factor activity; GTP binding. The record is from RefSeq and is a predicted model, not a curated record. The transcript is spliced from 4 exons. NCBI's taxonomy places the organism in Eukaryota, Metazoa, Arthropoda, Insecta, Diptera, Tephritidae. Gene Ontology annotation, biological process: translational elongation.